Messenger RNA from [Torrubiella] hemipterigena, 849 nucleotides. NCBI's taxonomy places the organism in Eukaryota, Fungi, Ascomycota, Sordariomycetes, Hypocreales, Clavicipitaceae. The record is from the annotation of a GenBank genome assembly.
CUUAAAUGACUGACUACCCGGCAGCGGCGCAAAAGCAUCACCAACAGACAUAAAUUCGCCAGGAAAAUAAAUAGUUAUUUCGGAGAAGCUUGAAUAAUGGAUAAAGAGAGUGACAAGUUCCCUCUGCACACUGCAGCCCGCGAAGGCAAAGCAUCCAUCGCCGAAGCCCUCAUCAAGAUGGACCCUAAACUCUCCAAAACUAAAGACGACGAUGGUCGCUACGCCAUCCACUGGGCUACAUCCGCUAACAACCUCGACAUUGUCAACCUGCUCGCCAACCAGUCCAGCUUCGACCCCGAUGUCCAAGAUGGAAGCGGCUGGACACCGGUCAUGAUUGCUGCAAGCGUGCCCAACAGCGACGAAGUCCUCGCCACGCUUCUCAAAGCCGGCGCAGAUGUGAAUGAAAAGAAUAACAGCGGCCAGACUGCCCUCCACUUUGUAGCUUCCAAGCAGUACCUCGACGUCGCCACUGCCCUUAUAGCAGCCAAAGCAUCCACACGCGUGCGCGACAAGCGCGGCCAGUAUCCCAUCCACCGCGCUGCGGCAGUUGGGUCUGUGCCCAUGGUGAAGCUACUUCUUAAGAACAUGAGUCCGCUCAACGCGGCCGACAAUGAAGGCUGGACGCCGCUCCACCACGCUGUUGCUGAAGGCCACGGUGAUACGGCAGUGGCGCUGCUUAAAGAAGGCGCUGAUUUCACUUUGAAAACGGCCGCGGAAGAGACGGCGUUUGAUCUUGCGCCAGGCAAAGAGGUCAUUAGAUUCAUUGAACAGGGCGCAGAGAGAGAAGGACUCGAUCUGACCACAUCGUGAUGGAUGCCAUAAAGGCAAGGAAAAAUAAAUUAUAAAAUA